Leptomonas pyrrhocoris is the source of this 1965-nucleotide messenger RNA. RefSeq lists its product as hypothetical. Lineage: Eukaryota; Euglenozoa; Kinetoplastea; Trypanosomatida; Trypanosomatidae. The transcript has a single exon. The record is from RefSeq and is a predicted model, not a curated record. The coding region runs from base 241 to 1965 and encodes 574 amino acids.
AGAUUUAUCCAUUUAGACGUUCAAAGCCGCGUAGUUAUAAACUAGGUAGACAAAAAUACUUUGUUGUUUUCCUACCAUUAUUUUUGUUUUUUGUAUUUCCUCCUUUUCAUCUUCUAAAAAAUUGCCAUUGCUACACAGCGCGUAGGCUCGUGAAUUUGAUCCGCACUUUUUUUUCUUUUGCUUUACUCUCCCUCAUCACAACAGACAUACACAUACCCACACAUACACACACGCAAAGGCAUGACUCGCCCGUUCUGCGUGGUGCGCCGCCGCACGUUUCUGUGCGUGACGCUGCUUGUGCUUGUGCUGGCCAUCGCCCUCGCCUUUGUGCGGGCGCAGGAUGACGCCGCCGCCGCCGCCGCUGCGGGUGCCGCUGAUGCCGUCCAGCAGCAGCAACAGGAGCAGCAGGAGGAGUACGCGGCUCCGGUCACUACCGCAGAAGAAGUCGCACCGGUCAGCGAGGAGGAGAAGCCCCAAGCGAUGAUGGAAGAGGCACAGCCCUCGGCUGAAGCCCCAGAGAACGUCGCCAAUCCCAACGCCGAGGCGGAGGCGGCGGCACUGCGGCAGCAGCAACAGGCCGCAGCGGAGGAAGCAGAACGUCAGCGCCUGGCCGCAGCGGAGGAAGAGCGUCAACGCCUCGAGGCAGAAGAGCGCCAGCGCCGUGAGGCCGAAGAACGCCAGCGCCGCGAGGCCGAAGAGCGCCAGCGCCGUGAGGCCGAAGAACGCCAGCGCCGCGAGGCCGAAGAGCGCCAGCGCCGUGAGGCCGAAGAACGCCAGCGCCGCGAGGCCGAAGAACGCCAGCGCCGCGAGGCCGAAGAACGCCAGCGCCGCGAAGCCGAAGAACGCCAGCGCCGCGAAGCCGAAGAAGCAGCGGCCAGCCGUGCCGCAGAGGAGAAGGCGCAGCGCGAGAUCGACUCCGUUGACACGAUCCGCGACGCUGCGAAGGAGCUUCCGGAAGGCUGCGCCAAGGCGGUGGAGAAGUACCUCUUCCGGGUGCACGAGGAACGUCGCCAGCCCGCUUCGGCCGUCAGCGAGGCCCGCGCUACGCUGAACGAGGCUCGCGUGAGCGCGCCCAAGAAGGUCGUGAGCCUCGAGAGGAAGCUGGCCUCUGCGCAGGACGCGUUGCUGCGGUACGAUGUGCAGACCCUACGUGCCUACGGCGGUAACGUUCCGAAGACCUGCAUUUCGGAGGGGCAGGCGUGGUACGACCGCCAGCCGGCCGUGGAGUCGGCGAGCACGUAUGUGCAGGCCUAUACGCACUUCUACCGCCUGAUGGCAGCGCACUUGUACACCAUGUACCGCACCGCCGAGGGCCUCGUGCACUACCUCAUGAACGCCUACACGCCCGCUGUCGCCUCCUUCACAACCACCUCCUCCGAGUACCAGAGCAAGGCGUGGGCGCUCUACGAGAAGCUUUUCCCUGCUAAGGGCAGCCGCCCCGAGAUGCCGACGGCGGAGUUGGCGAAGCAGGUCGCAACGAUGGUCAGCUACGCCGCCGUGCCCCUCGGUCUCGGCGUUGCCGCUGGCGUCGUGGCCGUUGUGGCCCUCCCGCCUGUCGCCGCUGGUGUGCUUGUCUAUGAAUUCCUGUAUAAGAUCUGGGCCGAGCUCUUCGUCUUCUACUACAUCUACGGCAUGAAGCUGCCGGAGGGUCUCGUGACGGCGGCGAAGACCACAGUGGAAAACGUGAAAGCCGGGGAGUGGGGCACGCUGGGCUCCCGCUCGGCCGACGCCUUCUUCGACCUCGUCAUCGACUCCGACAAGAUCUUCUACAACGGCAUCCUCGCUGUCUUUCUGAUGGUGCACAUCGUGGCGAUCGCGGCCAUUUUGGUGUGCGUGUGGUGCCGCUGCUGCGUGCCCGGUAUGCGCCGCCGCAAGGCGAAGGCGAGCCCGCUGCGCGGCAACAACAAGAACAGCAAGAGCAAAGGCGUGAAGGAGAAGACCACAGCGGAGAAGAAGAAAAACUAA